AAAUAAAAGCGGGUACGCUUUUAAUUUAGGCAAGCUUUGCUCUACGACGCCAACCUAUAACGUUUCUCUUCACUGUAAACGGAAGUGAACAAUGACUAAGAACAAUUUCCACGUUAGCGUUUAUUAUUUUAACUACACAGCAUCACAUACUUACGCCAUGUAGUCUUUAUUUCGCGUUGGAGUUAGGACUUGGUUGAUAGACGUUAUAUAGGUAACGCAAACUGCUAACAAUGGCUAACUGUAUGGUUUUUCACACUCAAAUAGCCUCCAUCAUGGAGGUGCUAGCGAAUGCAGCAGUAGCAGAGAUUUGUAAACUCGUAGACGACGACUAUGCAGUGUUUCGUUUGGAAAUUUCUGAAAGCCAGAAACAAAACAGGGCAUUGCGGAGGAAAUUACAGUUUCAGGAACUGAAGGUGGCACGAGAGCGCGUCCUCGCCAGUAGUGUCAAGAUCCUCGACCGAGGAAUGACAAGAGGUGGCAGACAUCUCACUGGAGGCCACAGGAGCUUUGUGAAGUCUGUGGGACACAAUACAUGGAGAGAUGACCAACCAAUCAUUGUUGAUGAGGGGAGUGGAACCUCAACCCAGCACGUUAUCAUGAUAGAGCUUGUAAUGCAACAAAAUAAGAGCAACGCCAAGGGGGAUGAAUCCUUUUCAAGGCACUGUAGAUGGUCUGCAGAGGCUGCAGGUCCUGGGGUCAAGCAGGAGAGGUCUGAAGGAGAGGAGGACCCACGGCACAGCAGAGACAUCCAGACUGUAUCAGCGACUGGAGUGGCGCCCCCUGUAGCCACGGAGGACCCCACCACCAUUCCAGCGCAACCCAAGACCCAAUGCAGCAUCACGGAGGUCAGUGGAACGCCGAACGCCGCCCUCAAGUCAGAGACAGACACCGAGACUUUAACGGGGCUGGGGCAACUUGGCUGUCCUCCUGCUCCCCGCUCAGAGAAUUUACUUUACGGUAGCCCGAGGACGGUUCUAUCCCAUCAGGACUCAGGUGACUCGUUACAGACUGGCAAUGAUCCGUCCUCUUCAUACGCUACAGAGACAGAGAUGAUACCUGAUGACAUGCCUGUGGGCUUAGAUACACAGACUAAUCCUACGAGAGGGGAAAUGAACCGGUACAGUAGUAGUGUAUACUCUGAAGGGUGCCUAGAAAAGAAAGGAGAGGAUAUAGUGGUAGAUGCGGUGACUGUGAAAGUGGAGGGUGAUGCACUGACAUGGAAUGUGGACGAGACUCACUUAAGAGAAGGACACUCACUAGGCAACACCAGUGACUUCUUAGACUACAGGGAAAGUUUAGAGACAAAUCUAAAUGUCGUGACCCACUCCCCUUUACUCACUUUCAGGGAUCGCGACCCAGAGUCCACGUCGAUGAAACCUUCAGAUUCACACGGUCGCAUCCUUUUCGAUCAGGUAUUGAACUCAAACAAAAGGAUUAGAGCUAAGGCUCAGGGAGGGGGAGCCACAACAGGCAAUAGUAAAGAGAAACGGUUCCUCUGCAUGUUCUGUAACAAAGGCUUCAGCUGCCCCCAGAAGGUGGAGAUUCACCAGAGGGUCCACACAGGGGAGAAACCCUUCAGUUGUACCCAGUGUCACAUGCGCUUUGCCCAGGCUUGCACCCUGAAGAGGCACCAAAUGGUCCACACGGGGGAGAAACCCUUCAGCUGUACCCAGUGUCACAUGCGCUUCGCCCAGGCUGGUAACCUGAAGAUGCACCUGAAGGUCCACACGGGAGAAAGGUCUUCUGACAUUUAAAUAAAAUCCUGCAUUAAAGACAACGAUGAAUUGUCAUUGUUGUCAGCAUAAAAUAUCCACAGAUGCAUUUGGAAUACUGAGUAACAGAUUUCAGUGUUGAAUAUUCCUGGGUAGAAUAUUUCAUCCAGAUGUGUGAUAUAUAAGCCUAAAAAGUCUGUUACAUAUUGUGUUUAUACUGUGUAAGCUAUAUGAUGGUCACAAAUGCCUAUUUCAUUACUUCCAUUCAACUUAAUUUUUUCUACAAGAAAAUGAAUUACAUUUAUCAAAUUCAUGCAGAUUUUUUGUUGAGACAUGUAUGUGUGGUUUUCACAUGGUGUAUCUAACACUUGUUUCUGUUUAAUAAACACAAAAUGGGACUUUUCA
Messenger RNA from Salvelinus fontinalis (brook trout), 2117 nucleotides. RefSeq names its product B-cell lymphoma 6 protein-like. The record is from RefSeq and is a predicted model, not a curated record. Gene Ontology annotation, cellular component: nucleus. The coding region runs from base 231 to 1754 and encodes 507 amino acids. The transcript is spliced from 4 exons. NCBI's taxonomy places the organism in Eukaryota, Metazoa, Chordata, Actinopteri, Salmoniformes, Salmonidae.